AUGUCGACGGACCGUCCUUUCGCGGCUACCCUGAAGGCAUCUGGCAGCAUAGGAUGGCCAAUUGCUGAUAUUGUGGCUAAAAAUCAUUUUGUCUCUGGAGAAUCCCGUUCAAAUAAAAUCGAGAAUGCGUCAGCGAACGUAAAUCUCAAGGAGCCGCCGGACUUGUCUGCAGGUGCAUGUAUAGAUUGCCUUGAAGAUGACUAUGCCUGA
This is a messenger RNA of Paracoccidioides brasiliensis Pb18, 210 nucleotides long. RefSeq lists its product as uncharacterized. The record is from RefSeq and is a predicted model, not a curated record. The coding region runs from base 1 to 210 and encodes 69 amino acids. The transcript is spliced from 2 exons.